Geodia barretti is the source of this 894-nucleotide messenger RNA. Lineage: Eukaryota; Metazoa; Porifera; Demospongiae; Tetractinellida; Geodiidae. The record is from the annotation of a GenBank genome assembly.
AUGCCAGAGAAGAAACGUAUGACUACCAGGCUCAAGGAGCUGUUUGAGCGUCCGGAGAUUUUCGUUCUGGCCGGCGGGAUGAACGCCAUGGGCGCAAAGAUGGCCGAGGUGCUGGGGUUCGAGGCCUUUUACAUGUCCGGGGGAAAUACCUCGGCCCAACUCCUGGGUUGGACCGAGGGCGGGACCAGUAUGCGAGACAUGGUGGACAAUGCCAGGCGCAUCGUAAACACGGUGGACAUUCCGGCGUUCGUUGACAUGGAUACCGGCUACGGGGAUGCCGUUAUGGUUUACGAGACCGUGAAGGAAUACAUCCGGGCCGGGAUCGCCGGCACCCACCUGGAGGACCAGACCUACCCUCCGAAGAGCGGUCCCCGCCGCAGGUGCGUUUCCAUCGAAGAGAUGGUGGGCAAGCUAAGGGCCGCGAUGGACGCCAAGAUGGAGCUGGACCCGGACUUCGUAAUUGUGGCCAGAUGCGAUUACGCCGGCGUCCCGGGAGCGACCUUCGAGGACGUGAUGGAACGCUGCCUGGCUUACAAGAGCCAGACCAACGUGGACGUAGUCUGCCCCGCCGUCGCGUCCUGGGAGGACAACCAGGAAGCCAUCCGGCGGAUACCCGGUCCAGUGCUGCCACUGUUCACCCACGGGAGCCAGACUCAUCCCACUUUGGAAGAGUUGCAGGAAGCAGGGGCCGCCGCAGCCUGGUAUCCCGGGCUCACUACCAUGGCGGGGCUUCAGGCGUCUUGGGACUUACUCAGCGAUUUCCAGGAACGGGGCACCGGCGCCAUCGACGAUUUUUUGGCGACGGCUGCUCAAAGCAGGUGGGGUGUGGCCAGCAACGGAGGUAUCCUGGGGGCGCAGCACAUUCGGGAGAUGGAGGACAAGUACCUGCCAUAA